This is a messenger RNA of Sebastes umbrosus (honeycomb rockfish), 1505 nucleotides long. Its product is annotated as tetranectin-like. The transcript is spliced from 3 exons. Bases 17 to 802 code for a protein of 261 amino acids. The record is from RefSeq and is a predicted model, not a curated record. Lineage: Eukaryota; Metazoa; Chordata; Actinopteri; Perciformes; Sebastidae.
GAGACGCCGUCCUUUAAUGCUCCUGAGGUCAGAUUGUUAUUCCUGCAAAUGGCAGUUUUGGACUGCAGUAUUUUUCCCUGUUUGGAGAGAUGAGAGGGAGGGUGUGAGAAAGAGGAGAGAGGAGGAAGAGGAGAGAGGGAGAGAGGCGGAUAAAUUGCGAGCAUCCACGUUGGAGCAGCCUCAUUCAACAGGUCUCACCAUGGAGUUCAAAGGAGUGUGUGUGCUGCUGGGAGUGCUAUUAAUGGUGAACUGCUCAUUUCAGCAGACUCCACCGAGGAAGAAGCCAGCAAAAAAAGACACAGCCAAGGAUGCUGCCAUCGAGGGGCUACAGAAACAGAUCAACGACAUCGUCCAGGAGCUCAACCUACUGAAGGAACGACAAGCCCUGCAGACAAUCUGUUUGAAAGGCGUAAAGAUCCAUGACAAGUGUUUCUUGGCCGACACUGUGAGAAAACGCUAUCACGCUGCCAGCGAGGACUGUAACAACAUGGGCGGUGUCCUCGGCACGCCCACAUCCAGCGAUGGGAACGACCAGCUCAGAGACUACGUUCGCCAGAGCAUCGGCCCAGACGAGCAGGUCUGGCUUGGCAUCAACGACAUGGUGACCGAGGGCACCUGGGCGGACCAGACAGGCUCCAGCAUUACAUAUAAAAACUGGGACACGUCCAACUCCCGGUCACCUCAGCCGGACGGCGGCCAGUCCCACGACUGCGCCGUCCUGUCCGUGGCCUCCCGAGGGAAGUGGUUUGACGAGAACUGUCGCGAGGAGAAGGCCUCCGUCUGCCAGUUCAACAUCGUUUGAUUGCAUGUAUCCCAUCAUAGACUGCGCAUGGUCAUAGCUGCUUUCAAUGUACGCACUCUUGCUGCAACGCCGCUCUGCCUGCUAUUCUAAAAAGGAGCUUUAAACCAGUGGUUCUCAGCUGGUUUUGCAUCAGGACCAAAUUCUGGUUUAUAAGUCACAGUUCGUCGCAUGAAACGAUCACAUAUGGGGUCAAAAGUAAUCUGGUGAUGUGUCAUUUGCAGCAUUCCUUGUGGUCACAAUAAAAACAGGAAAAACAUAGUCCAGUCGAGAGUAAGCUCCAAAGAAAUCAAUGAUUUCUGCCUUCAUUUCACAGUUUUUUGUACAUCUCCUAAAAAAAAUACAAGAUUGUUAUUUUUCCAAAACAUAUAUUGGAUUAUCAUAAUUCAAAAUACCAGUACUUCUGCAAUAAAAGAUGCAUAGAGGUGCUGGCACCUUUUAUAAAAGUAAAAACUGGGUUGUAUUAUUCCACACAUCUUUAAAAUGACUCACUGGUUGAGAACCACUGGUUUAAUCUCAGGCAUCCCUUCACCAUUAAUGUAUUUUAACGACAAGAAUCACAAGUGAUUUUUCAUUAACAUAAAAAACUCAAUCUUCAGCUGUAUUCUUUUAAGAGAUUAUUUCAUUUUGCCAGCCUUGUAGUCUCCUAUAAUGUCUAGCCUGGUGUAACCUGAGAAAUUAACAUCAAUAAACAAUGAAAAACCCA